Molecule: messenger RNA, 543 nt
Organism: Dovyalis caffra
Lineage: Eukaryota; Viridiplantae; Streptophyta; Magnoliopsida; Malpighiales; Salicaceae
Source: the annotation of a GenBank genome assembly
AUGUGGCCAUCUCUCUGCAGAAUCAACAUAGAAGAAAUGGAGCAAGAGAUGGUGAAGAAGAAAAGAGGAAGAGAAGGAGAAGAGGUGAAAGACUGCUCAAACAAAUCUACAAAAACAUUGCAAGCUGAUGAUCUUAGUCACCCACAGAGUGUAAGCAAUAAUACUAUCAACAUUGAAGGGAGAUCAUGCAAGCAUGAAGAGGACAACAAUAUUAGCAACAACAGCUAUGAAAUAACCGGAGACAACUGUUUCGCGUUUGGGGUAUUCGAUUUCCCCUGGCUAAAAGAAGAAGGCAGCAGCAGCAUGAUCUCAAAAGCAGAAGAGGAAUGGUGUUUAGAGGACACAAUAUUCUCCUCAUCUCUCCAUUACAGUACUGAAUUUUCUGGACAAUGCUUGUGGGAAACUACUCCUGACGCCUUGUGCAUCGAAUCAUGCGUAGAUGUUCCAGUGGACAAGUUUGAGGAGAUUAACGUUUGGUCUUUGGAAAUGGAGAGCACCAUUGAUUGCACCUGGAGCUCCCUGCUCCAGAACAAGGGUGACUAG